Serpula lacrymans var. lacrymans S7.9 is the source of this 449-nucleotide messenger RNA. RefSeq lists its product as uncharacterized. The transcript is spliced from 2 exons. The record is from RefSeq and is a predicted model, not a curated record. Bases 81 to 305 code for a protein of 74 amino acids. NCBI's taxonomy places the organism in Eukaryota, Fungi, Basidiomycota, Agaricomycetes, Boletales, Serpulaceae.
GAACUUGAACGACCAUCGAGGUCUAAUUUCAACGAUUCCAAAAUACAAAGCAACAGUCGACAUAGAUACAACCUGGUAUGAUGAAUACACUGCAAAAGAAGAAAAUCAAAACACGCCAUAACCAGCCUUACUCCCAUCCUCAUGCCAGUGAACACCCCUUCAUCUACCCCUCACUGUCACCCUUCCCAUCUGCCCAUUUCUCCUUUCACCCUCACCUAACGUCUACCAGCCACAACUUAUCCUAUGGAUACCACGAAAGACCGCAGGUCGCCUCCAACACGAAGCCACCAGAUGAUGGAACCUAAAAGUCUGAAAUUACACACGCAGGCACCAUAAGCCACAUGCCACCCACAAUGAGAAGGGUACCUUAAAGCAGCCUUCUAACAUGUCCCUGACUAUGAACUUGAAUUUUUGCAGCAAUUCUCCUCAAAAGGCUACGCGAGGCUUCC